GCACGGGUCUCGUCUUCGACUUGGUUGCGGCGUGCGUUUGUGCGGCUUGCCUCCGUCGCGGUGAUCUGGAGAUCGCGGUCAUGGCUUGGCGGUUCCUAAGUGACUUUCCAUGGGAGCUGGAUCCUGAUUUGUAUGGAGACAGGCAUUACAAUGUUUUCACCCGUGAAUUUUAUCCCAGCCUAGAGGACAUUGUGAGAACUAAUGUUUCUGUGCUGACAGAUGAAGAUAUAGAUUCAGCUGUCUUAUUUGGAACUUUGCGAGGCAAUGUGGUUGGAUUACGGUACUAUACAGGGGUGGUCAAUAAUAAUGAAAUGGUUGCACUUCAGCGAGAGCCUAAUAAUCCAUACGAUAGGAAUGCUGUAAAAGUAAACAAUGUGAAUGGAGAGCAGGUAGGGCACAUCAAAAAAGAGCUGGCGGCAUGCUUGGCAUAUAUCAUGGACAACAAGCUGGCAGUACUGGAAGGAGUUGUUCCUUAUGGAGCAAAUAAUGCUUUCACCAUGCCAGUACAGUUGAGUUUUUGGGGAAGAGAGGAAAAUAAACAAGUGGUUCUAAAUCAUCUGAAAAAACAUGGACUUAAGUUAGCUCCUCCAGGAAAAUCUUCAGAAUUUGGUUUGGGGACUACUUGGACAUCUGGUAAAGCUGGAACAAGUUACAGCGCUCCAGCCCAUGCCGCUGUACAAAUGACAGCUGAACAGCUUAAAACAGAAUUUGACAAACUGUUUGAAGACCUGAAGGAAGAUGAUAAAACGCGUGAAGUGGAAGCAGCACAGGCAGUGUUGACUCCAUUAUUCCCACAUCAGAAGCAAGCUUUAGCUUGGAUGAUAUCACGUGAGAACAAUAAAGAAUUGCCUCCAUUUUGGGAAGAAAGGGAGAACUACUACUAUAAUACGCUCACAAAUUUUGCUGAAAAGAAGCGACCAGAAAAUGUGCUUGGAGGAAUCUUGGCAGAUGAUAUGGGAUUGGGAAAAACACUUACUGUGAUUGCAGUGAUUCUUACCAACUUUCAUGAUGGCAAAUCCCUUCCUCUUGAAAAGAAAAAUAAUACGAAGGAGAAAUGUGUUUCUGCUUUGGAGAAUGACUUAAAAGUACCAAAAUGUAGAUCUCAGCCGAAUGCUUCUGAUGCACAAGAAGAAAAUGAUUCUUUGCCAUCUCAGUCAUCUAGGUCCCGUCCUAAAAGAGCUGUGGGAAAGAAGCCAAAGUAUGCAGUAGACAGUGACUCAGAACCUGAAGAGCCGAAAACACAAACUAUAAAAAAAACAAAGCCAGCAACAAGAAAAAGAAGACAAGUUUCUUCAGACAUUCAGGAAGAUACCACAUUUGCCUCUGCACUUGUAGAACCAACUGUUGCUUCAAAAAAAGCAAAGAAAAAAGGUGUUGCAGCAGUACAGCCUAAGACAAGUCAAAGUGACAAGAAUCUUAGAGCAACAUUGAUCAUUUGUCCACUUUCGGUCCUAAGUAACUGGAUUGACCAGUUUGAACAACAUGUUGAUCCUUGUGUUCAGUUGAACGUUUAUGUGUACUAUGGCUCGGAACGCAGCAAAGAUCCAGUAAUGCUUUCAAGACAAGAUGUUGUAUUAACAACAUAUAAUGUUUUAGCUACUGACUAUGGAUCUGGAGGUAAUAGUCCUUUACACAAAUUAAAGUGGCUGAGAGUGGUGUUGGAUGAAGGGCACACAGUGCGAAAUCCAAAUACUCAACAAACAAAAGCUGUACUAGAACUGGAUGCCCAGAGAAGAUGGAUUCUGACAGGUACACCUAUUCAGAACUCCUUAAAAGAUUUAUGGUCUCUUCUAUCAUUUUUAAAGUUGAAGCCUUUUACGGAUAGAGAGUGGUGGCACAGAACAAUCCAACGUCCUGUUACUAUGGGAGAUCAAGGAGGACUUAAGCGUUUACAAUCUCUGAUUAAGAGCAUUACACUUCGCAGAACUAAAACAAGCAAAGUUAAAGGGAAGCCAGUUUUGAAGCUCCCAGAACGCAAAGUAUUUAUUCAGCAUAUUACACUUACAGAUGAAGAGCAUCUAAUCUAUCAGUCUGUGAAAGAUGAAAGUAUAGCUGCUAUUAGCAGGUAUUUUAGUGAGGGCACUGUUAUGACCCACUAUGCAGAUGUUCUUGGAGCUUUGCUCAGACUGAGACAGUUGUGUUGCCAUCCACAUCUCUGUGCAGGUGCAUCUUCAUCCAGCUCUGGGGAAGAUAAUAGUACUCCUGAAGAACUGCGUGAGAAAUUAAUAGAGAAGAUGAAAUUAGUUCUGAGUUCUGGAUCAGAUGAAGAAUGUGCUAUUUGUUUAGAGUCCCUAAAUGUUCCUGUGAUAACUCACUGUGCACAUGUCUUCUGCAAACUGUGUAUUUGUGAAGUCAUCCAAAAGGAGAAGCCAAAUGCCAGGUGUCCUCUUUGCAGGAAAGAAGUUGGAUUAGAGCAUUUAGUAGAAUGCCCUUUAGAGGAAUCUGACAGUGGAAAAAAGGCUGACCAAGAAUGGGUUUCCAGUUCAAAGAUUGAUGCAUUAAUGCAUGCAUUAAUAAAACUAAGGGAGAAGAAUCCAUUUAUUAAGAGUUUAAUUGUUUCUCAGUUCACAAAAUUCCUUUCUCUAAUAGAGAUUCCACUAAAGGAAUCUGGGUUCGCCUUUGUUCGCUUAGAUGGGUCCAUGACCCAGAAAAAACGAGUAGAAGCCAUUCGACAGUUCCAAAGCAAUGAGCCUGGCUCUCCUACCAUAAUGCUGUUAUCUCUAAAAGCUGGUGGUGUUGGUUUGAAUCUAACAGCAGCUUCACGGGUAUUUUUAAUGGAUCCAGCUUGGAAUCCUGCUGCGGAAGACCAGUGUUUUGACAGAUGUCACAGACUUGGGCAAAAGCAGGAUGUUGUUAUCACCAAGUUCAUUGUGAAGAACUCUGUAGAAGAAAAUAUGCUGAAAAUUCAGAACAAGAAGAGAGAACUUGCAGCAGGAGCCUUUGGAACAAAAAAACUUGCUUCUGGUGAAACAAAAAUGAAUGAAAUUAAGACCUUGAUGGAUUUAUAAUCUGAGAUGUUAGUAUUGGUCCUGUUUAUGUUUUGAAUUUGAUAUGAAACUUUUUGUUCAGUCAGCAGACAGAAGACCAAGAUAGGUAUCAUGACUUCAAAAGCAUUAUCAAAGGUACAUUCCAAGACAUUCUGGAAAUUUUAGGGGGUUUUUUUUAAUGUAUAUAGGAAUUUAUCCUAAAACUGCUCUGUAUGUACGGAUUCUUCUAAUGCAUUGGUAGCCCUUUCAAAUUUUCUCAGGUUGUAUUUAGGUUAUAAAGACAGUCCAGGUAUCCUUAAAAAAUAAUAUUAAAGGAUACAGUAUAACUUGCUUAGCAACAUUGAAUUUAGUUUGUGUUGUGUACAAGUUGUCAACAGCAAUAGUAAACACAAACAUACUUUUGUCCUCAUUUCUGUGUUUCUGCUGUUGUUUAUAGCAAAGCUAAGGAAAAGGAAAUUGUGCACAGUAUAGGAUCAAAAUUAAGUUCCUGAUUUUUCACUUGCUUGGAUCAAGUUUAAACGUACAAUAUUUUAUCCAUACAAUGUUUAGUUCAUAGCAGGCUUUUAACUUUCUAAUUUGAUUUCUAUUCUAGUUUGUCAACAGGAGUUUUGAUGUCUAAGAGUAGAUUGAAUUGUACCCAUAAUAUUUAGCUAGUAAGUUAAUUUGUAAUAGACCACAAACCUAUAUGUGGGCAUAAAAUACGGAGGUGUGCAUAUUAGCAUGUGGGGAUAUCUAAAGGAUUCUAAACAUACUUAGAUUCUAUGUUUAGGUUGAUGCCCUUGACAGUCAAACAUUUCCACACUUAAUAUGUUGCAGGGGGAUGUUUAUAAUACCUUCAUAGCUGUAGGCCACAUGUGUUCCUCCUGCAUACAGUUCAUGUUUACUAGAAAAAUAAACAUUUGUCUGAGUUUA
Varanus komodoensis (Komodo dragon) is the source of this 3899-nucleotide messenger RNA. RefSeq names its product helicase like transcription factor (gene HLTF). The transcript has 25 exons. The coding region runs from base 81 to 3008 and encodes 975 amino acids. The record is from RefSeq and is a predicted model, not a curated record. NCBI's taxonomy places the organism in Eukaryota, Metazoa, Chordata, Lepidosauria, Squamata, Varanidae. Gene Ontology annotation, molecular function: nucleic acid binding; ATP-dependent chromatin remodeler activity; hydrolase activity, acting on acid anhydrides, in phosphorus-containing anhydrides.